AUGGAGCAUGCGAGUUUCGUUGAGGAAGCCAUUGGAGAUUUGAUAGCUAGGGACCUUGUAGUCGUUUGUAAGGAAAUGCCCUACGUUGUCAACCCCUUAACGGUUUCUGUUCAGAGUAAUGGAAAGAAACGUCUCAUUUUAGAUUUAAGGCAUGUAAACCAUCAUUUAUGGAAGACCAGUGUGAAGUUUGAGGAUAUCAGGUUAUAUGCAGCAGUGUGGCGCAUAUGGGACCAUGGUGGUACCUCUUUGGAGGCUUUCAAGCGGGAAAUAGCAGAGCUGCCUGGGGCCUUAGUCGGAUACGUCAGUCUCCUCCCUCAACUUUUGGCCGAAAGUAAAGCCAGUAGCACAACGAAAGGGUAUUACCAGGGAUUCGUACGUUGGAAGGACUGGGCCUUGAAAAAAGGGUUAUCUGAGGUGGAGUGUUUUCCGGCUAGGGCCAUCCAUGUUGCUCUCUAUCUCGCGUGUUUAGUCCAGCAUAAUGCGACGUCAAGCCCGGUUAUACAAGCCUAUUAUAGUUUAAAAUGGGCGCAUUCUAUCAUUGGGAGGGAUUCUCCCACUGAUUCAUUAUUAGUGAGGAACAUUCUCGAGGGAGCAAAGAGGCGUUUGUCUACACCGAGGAAUAGGAAGGACCCUAUUACUCCAGAACUGUUAGAAUCUAUGUAUUCUGCGAAUUACAGUGACAAAGAUUUAUUUUCGCAGCGUACAAUUUGUGGUUGCUUGAUAGCCUAUGCAGGUUUUUUACGCGUAUCAGAAUUACUUAGCAUACGUAUGUGCGACAUUGAAUUUUCUGAAAGUCAUAUGACUAUUUCAAUUCGUCAGAGCAAGACUGAUAUUUAUAGGGACGGUGACCAUGUUGUAAAAGCUAGGACGUAUACUAAGUUAUGUCCGGUAUCCAAUCUGGAGAGGUAUAUUGAUAUCGCGGAGUUAAUACUUGGUUCAGAUCGCUAUGUUUUUCGAUCUAUUACUAAGACCAGCAAUGGUUUCAUUUUGCGCGAUGAGAACAAACCUCUGUCAUAUACGCGGAUGCGCGAGUUAUUUAUUCAAGUGUUCUCUCCUUUCGUAUCUGAUAUCAGUAAAUAUGGUUUACACAGUUUACGGUCCGGCGGAGCAACAAGCGCGGCUAAUUUAACAGUGGCAGACAGAAUAUUUAAGAGGCACGGCAGAUGGAAAUCGGAGAAUGCGAAAGACUGUUAUGUAAAGGAUUCCCUUGAGGAGAGAUUGUUAGUUUCCAGGAAUUUAGGUAUACGACAGUACGCGGGUUGGUCGCCCCGUUUGCAAUUUAUUCAAGUGUUUGUGUGUUUUCUGGCAUUAGGCACGAACAGAGAUUGUAGGAGAAAUGUAAUUUCUUUCGUUUGACUAGGCGGAAUAAGAACGAAAUUAAUUUCUCCUAUAGUAGAGCGGACCGCUAGGUGGCGCUAUAUGCUACCUGCGAAGCACGUGCGUGUUCGUGGUUGUGUCAUUCAGGCGACGACCUUUUAGGCGUAUACACGGUCAGCUUUCGUUAAAAUUUUCGAUACAAAUUUUGUUUUGUUGUUAAAUCUGCUUUUAUUGCAGAAAGGUUUAUUGGAUUAGCACACAACGUCGCGGGCGUGACAGUUCGUGACUGUCUUCAGAAAUACAUUUUUGUGUAUAUACACAAUGUAGGUAGUGUACAUACAUUGCCUACCGACAGUCUGUGCGAUGUUGAGUGCUUUCAUGGUCAUCGUAUUUUUUGUAGGGGUAUUUUGAUGGAAAUAAUAUAACUUGUUUUGGCUGUGUACAUCGUUAGUGUAAAAGUUUGCAUUGUGAAAUGUAUGUAUUUCAUGGCAAUUAAUAAACUAGUACGCGGGUCGGU
Messenger RNA from Pecten maximus, 1834 nucleotides. RefSeq lists its product as uncharacterized. Gene Ontology annotation, biological process: DNA integration; DNA recombination. The coding region runs from base 1 to 1356 and encodes 451 amino acids. NCBI's taxonomy places the organism in Eukaryota, Metazoa, Mollusca, Bivalvia, Pectinida, Pectinidae. The record is from RefSeq and is a predicted model, not a curated record. The transcript is spliced from 3 exons. Gene Ontology annotation, molecular function: DNA binding.